UCACCGCCCGCCCGCGAGCGUCACGUGCAAUCAUUUGAAAUGGCCAUGGGUAACGGCCGGCUGCUGGCGCGCGCAGGCUCGGCAUGGCUGCUGGUGCUUCUGUGUUGCUGGUGGGUACCCGGCUCAUGCGUUGCCCGACCUGCUCGGGGUUCCGGCUUGGAAGCAUCUGCCCAGCCUCAGCCGUGCCAGGCCCCGCAGCAAUGGGAAGGCAGGGCUGUCGUGUACGACCACACCACGGGCAAGAACAGCCGGGUCCUCAUCUCAUACGAUGGACAGAACCAGCGUGUGCGAAUCCUGGAUGAGAAGAAAGGUCACAUUCCCUGCAAGAAAUUUUAUGAAUACAUAUAUUUGUAUAAAAACCCAGUCCUUUUCAAGAUUGAGCAAGUGACAAAGCAAUGCUCCAAACUGCCUCUUAUUCAGCCAUGGGACCCAUAUGAUAUUCCUAAUAACUCCACCUAUGAAGAUCAUUACAGCAUUGGUGGGCCAGGAGACCAGAUCGUGGUUCAAGAAUGGUCAGAUAGAAAACCUGCUCGUAAAUUUGAAACAUGGGUUGGAAUUUACACAGUAAAGGAUUGCUAUCCAGUGCAAGAAACUUACGCGAAGAGCUACAAUGUAACAAGUUCCACACGCUUUUUUGAUCUCCAGUUAGGGAUUAGUGACCCGUCUGUCUUCACCCCACCCAGCACCUGCCAGGCAGCCAGCCCAGAGGAGAUGAGCGAUGACUGCUGAGUAUAGGUAUUGGCUUACAAAUACAGCCAUCAUUUAUUAACUGUCACUAAUGAUCUUUUUUUGAAUGAUGAUGUAUAAGGGAACUGUUAGUUCAUUUCCCUCACAAAUAAUCUACUGAUUGGCAUAUUAUUUCCAAGGAAAAUUGGGUAUUUUUCAUCUUUAGCAUGUUUGUGUAAUCAUGCCUUGGAUCUGGGCUUGUGUCUGUGUGUACGUGCAUUGACAAAUAAUAAUUAAUUACCUGGAAUACAUUAACAGAAUUGCUUCAAAAUUGUACAAUUGUUUUAUUCUGUUGUAGUUGGUUCUUUACAUAUGUUUAAUAGUGUGUACAAUAAUAUAACCCAAAUAAAGCAAAAGACAACCGAGAGAACUGCAUUACUUUCAAAUAAUAAAUUAAAACACUGGGAUCUAUUAAAAACCAUGUUUUAAUGUAUGAAAAACCUCUAUUUUGAAAGUCGUACUUGUGUUCAAAAUAAGAAAUGUGGCACAGCAUUCGAUCAACAAUAUCCCUGCCUGAGGAUCAAAGAGUUAAAGUUUCUUCUGUGGUCCUUUACUGGCUUGCAAAAGAAUAUGCAACGUUUCUUCCAAUCUUACAUUUGUAAUUUGGGUGCUAUUAAUGAUCAUUAAUUAGGGAAGAGUUUAAACUUGAGAAUUCUGACAGGGAGUUCAUUUUUGUAUUUCCUGGGGCUAUUGUGUUAUUCUGUUAUCUGCUUUAUUUCACAAAUACUGUUCAGGCCCCCACCAUCUAAAACAGUGAUGGAUUUAUUACUUUAAAGUAGCUGUUGCUUUGAAGCAGAGCUGAAAUGAACUCCAUAGUGAUUCUAACUGUACAUUUUAACCGGAUACAUUUAUUCAGUAUUAUUCAGUAAUUUCUGAGUUUUAUGCAUGCACUGAGUUUCCCCCCAUGUUUAUUAUGAGGUGCUGCAAUUCAAUGUAAUGUAAUUACCUUUAAAUAAAAUCUUCUCUGAACACCA
Molecule: messenger RNA, 1700 nt
Organism: Leucoraja erinaceus (little skate)
Lineage: Eukaryota; Metazoa; Chordata; Chondrichthyes; Rajiformes; Rajidae
Gene: epdr1
Product: ependymin related 1
Exons: 3
Coding region: 40-729 (229 amino acids)
Biological process (GO): cell-matrix adhesion
Cellular component (GO): extracellular region; lysosome
Molecular function (GO): calcium ion binding
Source: RefSeq, a predicted model, not a curated record